AUGUUAAUUACACCAUACAAAAUGGUUUCUCCGAAUCCAACAGACUUAUAUCGCUUUUGUGAUCUUGUAAUGGAGUCAGUUGUAGAGAUGAGUCCACCCUCGUAUGAUCUACCUUGGCUUCCCGGGUUUGAAGAAUGUAAAACAGACUAUGAACGUGUCAAAAAGUUUAUGUCAAUGCCAUUUCUUAGACAAUUUAAAAUCUCAAUCUCUGACCAAUCAUCAGCUGUGAAAAAUAAUUCCAUUGCUAAACAAAAACGUGAACAGGGAAAUGAAGCAUGGCGUAUUAAUAAUUUAUCUUUAGCUCUUCGUUACUACACUGAAGCGAUUUUCUUUGCCAGCAGUUCUGAAGAAAAAGCUCUAGGCUAUGGUAAUCGGUCAUGUGUUUUAAGUCGUAUCGGUGUUCAUGAAGCAGUAUUACAAGAUAUUGAUCUGGCUAUUAAAUAUAAUUUCCCUAAAGAUCGUCGUCCACGUCUAUUUAUACGUCGUGCACAAAGUCUUAUUUCGCUGAAACUCUUUAAAGAUGCAUUAACUGAAUUCAAUAACUGUGUAGAAUAUAUGAAAUCUGAAAAUUUAACUAUUCCAAAUAAUUUAAAUGAAAUGAUGCAAAAGGGAAUAAAAGACUGUUCAACUAUAAAAAAAAAGAAUAAUAUCACAGAUCAUAAUUUGCAUCCAAGCAUUUUUCGCUCUCUCCAUUUACAAGAUCCACCAGCUGUGAAAUUAAAUUAUAAUGAUGAAUUUGGUUGGCAUAUCGUAGCGACAAAAAAUAUUCAGCCAGGUGAACUUCUCAUACUAGAUAAACCGUAUUCUUGUAGACUUCAUUACAAUAGAUUAUUACUCAAUUGUUAUCGUUGCUCUAAACGAUGUAUCAAUCCUAUACCCUGCCGUAAUUGUACUCAGGUUGGUUUUUGUAGUGAAUUGUGUGAACAAGAGGCUUGGAAUCCAGUAUGGAUUGAUAUUAACACAUCAUUGCCUUUAGAGUCGACAGCUGAUUUAUCUUUACCGUGCCAUCGUUUCGAAUGUGGACUUGUUGAUCGACUGAUUAUAGAAGAUUAUGCUGGUUGGAAACGAUUACGCAGUAAAUCGUCAAAUGACUUGACAGUAUCAAUAAAGAAAUUGAAGUCAUUCAUUGAUAAAUUAUCUGAUGACGAUGUAAUUGGUGGACCGAAUAUUUCAUGGCUUGCAUUUUCUCUUUUAACUAAAACUGCUCCAAAUAUUUUGAAUAGAUUAAUCAAGAUUUCCUUAAAUAAAUUAAUUUAUCAAAUUGAUGAAAGCCCAGUAAAUAAAGAAGAAUUAUCAUCAUUUACUGGUAAUCGUGUUAUUCCACAACAAAAUUGGGAUGAUUAUACAACUGUUGAUUGGCUGAUAACAAAUUCAAUUAAACGUAAAACUAGCGAUUUAUGGCAACGGACUGUUGUAGCUGUUUAUUUAACUUUUUGUCUUGAAGCCGGUGGUUAUCCAAUUACCAGAGACGUUGAUGAUAAUAGUCAAUUGGAUUGUACACUACUGCCAUUUGAUUGGGCAUCUACAUGUAUAUUGCAUCAUCUUCAAUGUAUCUCAUCUAAUGGUCAUUCAUUAUCAUUACCUGAAUAUAUUUUUACAGAAAAUACUACAACUGUUCAUAAUAAUAAUACUAGUGAUAAACAACAAAAAAUACCCGUUUUGUCAUUAAUCAAUCAUUCAUGUGAUCCAAAUAUUACCAAUGUAACAGUUGAUAAAUUUCAAUGUGCGAUUUAUUCAAUCCGACCUAUUAAACAAAAUGAAAUUAUUUAUGGAAAUUAUGGUUUGCAUUAUGCAGUACAUUCUCUUAAUGAACGUCAAAGCUCAUUACAAUCGCAAUAUCAUUUUCACUGUGUAUGUCAAGCAUGUAUAGAGAAUUGGUCACCUCUCGUUACAACUACUAAUAGUAUAGCUAAUAGUAAUAAGGAUUUCCAAUUAAAAUGUAUUACGUGUUCUGGUCUAAUUAAUUUUGGUACAGUAACAACAUUAUUGGAUAGUGAUAAUAAGUCAUCAUUAAAAAAUAUCCACUAUUGUCAAUGUAGUCAACCGAUCCAAUUGAAGUCAUUGAGUAAAUUUCAAAAACUUGUUUACAAUGAUUUAUACAAUAAAUUUAAUACUAUACCAUUAACAUUUCAAAAAACUUCACCGAAGAAAAUGACAAAUAAAUUUUUAAAUAAGUUUAUUGUUUAUACUAAACAAAUGUUAGAUACAGAACAUUUAUAUAGUAUACUUCAACGACCUUGUACUACUUUAGAUUGGUUACAAGAAAUGCUUAAACAGUUGCUUAAUCUUCAACACUCUGGUUGGUCAUAUGAAAGUAAAAUAAUUCGAUCAGCAUUUUAA
This is a messenger RNA of Schistosoma mattheei, 2340 nucleotides long. The record is from the annotation of a GenBank genome assembly. Lineage: Eukaryota; Metazoa; Platyhelminthes; Trematoda; Strigeidida; Schistosomatidae.